Messenger RNA from Gigantopelta aegis, 1368 nucleotides. Its product is annotated as glycine-rich cell wall structural protein-like. The coding region runs from base 1 to 1368 and encodes 455 amino acids. The record is from RefSeq and is a predicted model, not a curated record. NCBI's taxonomy places the organism in Eukaryota, Metazoa, Mollusca, Gastropoda, Neomphalida, Peltospiridae. The transcript is spliced from 3 exons.
AUGUCCGUAAACGGGGCCACCAUAGCCAGCGAGUCCGUGGAGACCAGCGGCUCCAUGGAGACCGCCGAUUCCGUGGAGACCAGCGACUCCAUGACCGCCCUGUCCACUGUUCUGUUCGCACUUGUGUGCUGCACUGCUCUCGCCUGGUACCCAACCUACAACUACGGACAUGGUGCUGGUUACCAUGGAGUCGCUGGUCUCCACGGAAACGGCGGUCUCCAUGGAGCCGCUGGUCUCCACGGACUCGCUGGCUAUGGUGGCCCCGUUUACGGACAUGCCGGAUAUGGUUACGGAUACCCAGGCUAUGGUUACGGAUACGGACGCGGAUACGGUUACGGACACGGACAUGGGCUCGGAGCUGGAAUUGGUUUCGCUGGACACGGACACGGACUUGGACUAGGCGUCCGUGGACUUGGUCUCGCUGGACACGGACAUGGGCUCGGAGCUGGAAUUGGUUUCGCUGGACACGGACACGGACUUGGACUAGGCGUCCGUGGACUUGGUCUCGCUGGACACGGACACGGGCUCGGAGCUGGACUUGGUUUCGCUGGACACGGACACGGACUCGGAGCUGGACUUGGUCUCGCUGGACACGGGCUCGGAGCUGGACUUGGUCUCGCUGGACACGGACACGGGCUCGGAGCUGGACUUGGUCUCGCUGGACACGGGCUCGGAGCUGGACUUGGUUUCGCUGGACACGGACACGGACUUGGACUAGGCGUCCGUGGACUUGGUCUCGCUGGACACGGACACGGGCUCGGAGCUGGACUUGGUUUCGCUGGACACGGACACGGACUCGGAGCUGGACUUGGUCUCGCUGGACACGGGCUCGGAGCUGGACUUGGUCUCGCUGGACACGGGCUCGGAGCUGGACUUGGUCUUGCUGGACACGGACACGGGCUCGGAGCUAGACUUGGUCUCGCUGGACACGGGCUCGGAGCUGGACUUGGUUUCGCUGGACACGGACACGGACUUGGACUAGGCGUCCGUGGACUUGGUCUCGCUGGACACGGAUACGGGCUCGGAGCUGGACUUGGAUUCGCUGGACGCGGACACGGACUUGGACUAGGUGUCCGUGGACUUGGUCUCGCUGGACACGGACACGGACUUGGACUAGGCGUCCGUGGACUUGGUCUCGCUGGACACGGACACGGACUUGGAGCUGGACUUGGUUUCGCUGGACACGGACACGGGCUCGGAGCUGGACUUGGUUUCGCUGGACACGGACACGGGCUCGGAUUCGGAGCACAUGGACUUGGACUAGGCGCCCGUGGACUUGGAUUCGGCGCACGUGGACUUGGAUUUGGAGGACGUGGAUUUGGAUUCGGAGGACGAGGACUGGGAUACGGACACGCUCUGUACCACUGA